ACCACCAUCUUCACCCCACUUCCUUCCAAAUAACCACCACCAAAAUGGCUUGGAUCUGGAUAACACUCUCCUUCACUUUGAUUGCUCAUCUCUUAUUGCGAGCUUUGCCAUGGAAAAGAAAGAGCAAGAAGAAAUUGCCUCCUGGUCCAAUAGGGUAUCCAAUUCUUGGAAACCUCCCUUUGUUAGGACAAAACCCGCACCAUGAUCUUCACAAAUUAGCUCAAAAAUAUGGCCCCCUCAUGUACUUGCGCCUCGGGUUUGUGCACACGAUCGUCGUCUCAUCGCCCGAGCUGGCCGAACAAUUCCUCAAGACCCAUGAUCUUGUUUUCGCGAGCCGGCCACCUCAUGAGGCCUCCAAGCACAUCUCUUACGAGCAAAGGAGCUUGGCGUUCGCGCCGUACGGCCCAUAUUGGAGGAACAUCAGAAAGAUGUGCACUUUGGAGCUACUUAGCAAUGCAAAAAUCAAUUCCUUUAAGUCCAUGAGAAGAGAGGAGGUCGGCUUGCUUGUGAAUUUUCUCAAAGACGCGGCUCACGACCACACAGCCAUUGACUUGAGCUCGAAGAUCUUUUCGCUAAGCGCCGAUAUGAGUUGUCGAAUGGUCUUCGGAAAGAAGUACAUGGACAAGGAGUUUGAUGAGAGAGGGUUCAAGGCCGUGAUUCAAGAAGGCAUGGUGUUGGGCGCGACACCGAACAUCGGUGACUAUGUUCCUUAUUUAGCACGAUUUGAUCUUCAGGGGUUAACGAAACGCAUGAAAGCCGUGAGCAAAGUGUUCGAUGCCUUCUUUGAGAAGAUUAUUGACGAGCACAUGAAGUCUAUGAAAGAAGAAGGAGAGAGCAAAGAUUUUGUGGAUGUUAUGCUGGGCUUCAUGGGAUUGAACGAGGGAGAGUACCAUAUCGACAGGCCCCAUAUCAAAGCCAUAAUUCUGGACAUGUUGUCGGGUUCGAUGGACACUUCAGCGACAGCAAUAGACUGGGCAAUGACCGAACUUGUAAGACAUCCUAGUGCAAUGAAAAGGGUCCAAGAUGAACUAGAGAAAGCCGUGGGAAUGAACAGAGCAGUAGAGGAAUCCGAUUUAGAGGGCUUGCACUACUUAGACAUGGUCAUCAAGGAGACCAUGAGGCUUCACCCGGUGGCUCCGCUUUUGCUUCCCCACGAGGCGACUGAGGACUGCACAGUGAACGGCUUCCAUAUACCCUUGAAGUCGAGAGUCAUCGUGAAUGUGUGGUCCAUUGGAAGGGACCCAAAAGUGUGGACCACUCACGAUCCGGAAGAGUUCAUACCUGAAAGAUUCUUAGGGUCGAGCAUGGACGUUAAGGGGCGUGAUUUUCAGCUCCUACCGUUUGGGGCGGGCCGCCGAGGAUGCCCCGGGAUGCAGCUUGGCUUGACUAUAGUGCGAUUUGUGCUUGCUCAACUCGUACACUGCUUUGAUUGGGACCUUCCUGCUGGCAUAUCACCGAGCGAGCUUGACAUGACUGAGGAGUUUGGGCUCACUGCUCCUAGAGCUAAGCAUUUGGUGGUCAUGCCUCGGUAUCGUUUGAGUGAGUGAAAGAGAGUUAACUUUUCAAUAGAUGAUUGAGUUCCCAAAAAUAAGUCUGAUAUUAUCAUGAAGUCUCCUAGUGUUAGUCACCAAAUGGAUUGCCUACCAAUUUGUAAUGAAGUUUUAGCUUUUAUUUGAAGUAUUAUUAUCUGAAUGAAAUUCAAAUAAAGGAAUUUGAGACACGCGGAGAUUAGGGAC
This is a messenger RNA of Eucalyptus grandis, 1736 nucleotides long. RefSeq names its product cytochrome P450 71AU50. The coding region runs from base 45 to 1547 and encodes 500 amino acids. The record is from RefSeq and is a predicted model, not a curated record. Gene Ontology annotation, molecular function: heme binding; monooxygenase activity; iron ion binding. Lineage: Eukaryota; Viridiplantae; Streptophyta; Magnoliopsida; Myrtales; Myrtaceae. The transcript has 2 exons.